Penicillium angulare is the source of this 432-nucleotide messenger RNA. RefSeq lists its product as uncharacterized. Bases 1 to 432 code for a protein of 143 amino acids. The transcript has a single exon. Lineage: Eukaryota; Fungi; Ascomycota; Eurotiomycetes; Eurotiales; Aspergillaceae. The record is from RefSeq and is a predicted model, not a curated record.
AUGUGCGUCGAUGCCGCGCAAGGUGUCACUGCCUUGGUGACCGAAACAUUAGAGCCCUGUGAGCCUAUCGGAAUCAUCCCUUGGUGGACACGUAUUUACUACCUUCACAUCGCGGGCGUGAUCUUCCUCGCAGCCAUGGUCGGAUCCGAUCUCUUUACCGACUCAGUCGCUCAAUCAUGGCAGGAUGUUUUGGCAGGACUCCGCGCACAUGUCCACCUGAGUACAUAUAUUCAGCAGUGCAUUUGUACCUUUGAGGCAUUGUCCGCCAAGAUCUUACAGCCCACCGGUCUAGUCGCACAGAGUGGGUGUGAGCCCCUGGUGGAAGGCGCAGGGAUGUCCUUCGAUGAUAUUUUCCAAGAUAUCCGCUUUGACUUCGAUGAAUUCUUAUUUAGGACGGAAGACGUGCUCAAUUUUGAUGUGCUCGGGUCAUGA